CCAGUCCUUCACACGUUCGUAAUGGCGGCUUUCCGAUAAGUAAAGCUGUAUUUUUGUGGUGCAACAUUGAUAGCGCUGUUUUACGAGCUAAAAGAGCUCAGUUGAGGAACAAACAGCCCAAAACUCCUUCAUUUUGUAGUAGGAGCAUGUCCAAAGCGAUGAAACCUUUAUUCAAGAUUCCGCCGGCCUUACAACCGAAGAAAACGCUUAUAACCAACGACUACAAUAUAACACAGAAAGUUCUUGGUGUUGGCAUAAACGGAAAAGUUCUGGAGUGUUUCGAUAAGAAAACCAACGAUAAACACGCGCUAAAGGUGCUACAUGACAAUUUAAAAGCACGUCGUGAAGUGGAGUUGCACUGGAAGUCUUCCUUGUGUCCAUAUAUAGUUGGCAUUAAAGAUGUAUAUGAGAAUAAAUAUGCCAAGAAUGACUGCCUCUUGGUUGUCAUGGAAUGUAUGUCUGGAGGGGAGCUAUUUGAAAGAAUACAAAGGAGAGGAGACAAUCCUUUCACAGAAAGAGAAGCUGCCUCUGUUGUCAGACAAGUUACCACAGCACUAGCACACCUUCAUUCACUAAACAUCGCUCACAGAGAUCUCAAGCCAGAGAACUUACUCUAUGCUAACCACUCUGAGAAUGCUGCAUUGAAGCUGACAGACUUUGGAUUUGCCAAAGAAACCGAUGCUGCACUUACCUUGCAGACACCCUGUUAUACCCCAUACUAUGUUGCUCCUGAGGUGUUGGGCCCUGAGCGAUAUGAUAAGUCAUGUGACAUGUGGUCAUUAGGAGUAAUUAUGUAUAUUCUGUUAUGUGGAUUCCCACCAUUCUACAGUAAUCAUGGAGCUGCCAUCUCGCCUGGCAUGAAAAAGAGAAUACGACAGGGUCAAUAUGACUUCCCUAAUCCAGAGUGGAGUUAUGUGUCACAGCAAGCCAAAGAUCUAAUCAGGGGAUUGUUGAGGACAGAUCCAACUAAACGGUUCACAGUAGAAGAAGUCAUGAACAACCCGUGGAUUAAGGCUUACACUGAAGUGCCCUCAACACCCCUACACACGGCCGCUGUGCUUAAGGAGGAGGAAGAGAAUUGGCAAGAUGUGCAGGACGAGAUGACGAACGCUUUAGCCACAAUGCGGGUGGAAUACGACAAAGUCACGAAGCUGAAGGACGUGAGCCAGUCGUCAAACCCUCUCCUGAACAGGCGCAAGAGGUAGAUAGUGCGCUAGGGCUAACUGUUUUUUAGCCCUAGGUCUAAUUUCGCUUCCAUACCAUUUCGAAUAUGGUGUUAACUUUUGCGAGAGUUUUGCUCAUUUGGUACUAAAUUUACAUAGAACACCUCAUUACAUUUAAAGAGCAUUUCUGGGUGUGGCCAACACUAUACAUUAUGCAGCAGCCUAACGUACCCCCCCCCCCUGGGUUUUAACAGGCUAUUUAUAUCAUAUUGAAUUAGUAGGAAUUGUCAGGUAGCUAAAUAAUAAAAUUGAAGAUAUUUUCCUAUUCAAAAUUGGUAGUUUAUCAGUAGAUAAGUGAUUUUUGGAUUAUCUGCUUUAAGAAGUAAUGUUCGCACUAUUGUCCAGACAGCCCUGGGUUUUGGUAACAAUGGGAUUGUUGUCAUUAAGAAUAUUCAAAGACGGAAGGAAAGUAGUUUAAAUAAGAUCAAUUCUCGAUCGUGAUUUCUACGAUAUAAUGCUUUUUAAUCCUUUUUAACCCAUCGUACAUGUGAUCUCAUAGCGAUGGCCAGAGAAUGGGCGGUCGCAGUCACCAAUACGUGCUGUACAUUUUUAAAGACAAUCAAGUAUUCCGUAUAUCCGGUUAGGGAAUUCGUCGUUAAGAUCACUCAUCAUAUGGUUGUUGUAUUAAAAGCACUAUUUAGUUAACCCUUUGGAAAAUUCGAUUGUGGCUGGUUUUGAUGUUGGAUUUGAUAAGGAAUUGAACAGAUAUACAGGGAUAUCAGAUAUCAGUAGAAAAUGUCACUUUACUGGUUUUAUACCUUUUCUCACAUUUUCUAUCUAAUAUUAUCAGUCACAACCAGUCGUAUUUUCAAGAUGAUGUAUUAUUAUUUUAUGUAGUUUUUGAUUACAAACCUAAUCGUAUACAUCGUAAAAAAAUAUGUCGUUGGAUGCUAAUAAAUGUCUUGAAAGUUUAA
Nematostella vectensis (starlet sea anemone) is the source of this 2137-nucleotide messenger RNA. Its product is annotated as MAP kinase-activated protein kinase 2. The record is from RefSeq and is a predicted model, not a curated record. Gene Ontology annotation, molecular function: calmodulin binding; ATP binding; calcium/calmodulin-dependent protein kinase activity. The transcript is spliced from 10 exons. Gene Ontology annotation, cellular component: nucleus; cytoplasm. Bases 147 to 1205 code for a protein of 352 amino acids. Gene Ontology annotation, biological process: intracellular signal transduction; protein autophosphorylation; peptidyl-serine phosphorylation. NCBI's taxonomy places the organism in Eukaryota, Metazoa, Cnidaria, Anthozoa, Actiniaria, Edwardsiidae.